CGCACUCACCUCGUCAAAUAUGGUCCAUUCCGUCGGUAGUUCACCGCUGCUGAUCCUCUGGAUCCUUAUUAUAACUUCAACCGUUAAAAACGCCCUCAGUCAUCCGAUUGUGAACGGAGCCCCACCACGGGACUCGCACCAGUUCCGUUUCGCCGUUUCCCUACAACGGAUGCUAGCCAAUGGAACGCUGAUGCACUUUUGCGGUGGAACCUACCUGGGAGCAGGCUGGAUCCUAACGGCCAACCAUUGCACCGUCGGGAGCAUCAAAGAUACCGAGAUGUACGCCCUCCUAGGUGGACUCCCCCUAAGCACCGGGAAUAAAUCCACUUUGUAUCGGGUUCGACAAGUGUUCAGCCAUCCGGAUUACAACGCAGUCACUCUGGGCGGCGAUAUCGCGCUGCUUCGGCUCAGCAGUGCAACCGACCAGAAGGAUUCAUAUUCUCUUCCACUGCUUGACAAGAUGGUAUCCAAUACCCUUUUAUUACCAUCGCCAUCGAAUAACCCUAGUAACAGCAACAGUUUCGGUAUGCUAAACAACGAAGUCGGUGAGGCGGCUAUCGGAGAGGAGUGUCACAUUUUUGGUUACGGAUCGGCUUCCUUCUACGGUGCCGUCAGCGAUAGGCUGCAGUACGGACCGGUGCGGCCGCUGAGCUUCGACCGGUGCGUGCAAAUGCUGGGACCCGUUGUGGCUCCGGUCGCACCUAAUUCUGGAAUGUUUUGCGCGAUCGGCAUUACCGAUUCUUGUAGGGGAGAUUCCGGAAGCGGGCUGGUGUGCCGGCGAAGGAUACGACGAUCUUUUCGGGAUAAUGGCGAGGUAAGACCAUACACGCUACGCGGAAUCAUCUCGUAUGGAGCGGGUUGUGGAGCUCCGGCUUCGCCCGGGGUCUACACCGAUGUGGGCUUCUAUCGCCGGUGGCUCGACGAACGAAUUUCAUCCAGCCUCUUGCUUCAAAUGCCUAAUGUUUUUUGA
This is a messenger RNA of Ochlerotatus camptorhynchus, 970 nucleotides long. RefSeq names its product chymotrypsin A-like. Bases 20 to 970 code for a protein of 316 amino acids. Gene Ontology annotation, molecular function: serine-type endopeptidase activity. Lineage: Eukaryota; Metazoa; Arthropoda; Insecta; Diptera; Culicidae. The transcript is spliced from 4 exons. Gene Ontology annotation, biological process: proteolysis. The record is from RefSeq and is a predicted model, not a curated record.